GAAUUCAGAACUAAUCAAAUAAUCUUGUAUAGUAUAGUGAGGUUAUGUAAGUUUUGUGAUUGGUCCUUCUCUUGGCUAAAAUUUUAAUUUAUUUGAUUAUUUCAGUUUCAAACCGCAAUUCAUAAAGUUUCAAUAAUAUAGAAUAAUUCCAAAAAAAUUAUCCACUGACUUAUUGUUUUGUGCAAAAUGGAUGACGAAGCUGAAACUUAUAAGCUAUGGAGAAUUCGAAAGACUGUGAUGCAGCUUUGUCAUGACAGAGGCUAUUUGGUGACUCAGGAUGAAUUGGAUCAAACUCUAGAUGCAUUCAAAGAACAAUUUGGUGACAAGCCAAGUGAGAAAAGGCCCGCGAGGAGUGAUUUAAUUGUGCUUGUUGCUCACAAUGACGAUCCAACUGAUCAGAUGUUCGUUUUCUUCCCUGAUGAACCAAAAAUUGGAAUUAAAACAAUAAAGACAUAUUGCCAACGUAUGCAGGAAGAGAAUAUUCACCGAGCUAUCAUUGUUGUACAAGCAGGAAUGACACCGUCAGCCAAACAGUCACUUGUCGACAUGGCACCGAAGUAUAUUCUGGAACAUUUCCUGGAAUCUGAACUCUUGAUCAAUAUCACCGAACAUGAGAUUGUUCCCGAACACGUGAUGCUAACUCCUGAAGAAAAACAAGAAUUGCUGGCCAGAUAUAAACUAAAAGAGAACCAAUUGAUGAGGAUACAGGCUGGUGACCCAGUGGCGAGGUAUUUUGGACUGAAGAGAGGACAGGUGGUGAAAAUCAUCAGGUCUUCAGAAACUGCCGGACGUUAUAUAUCCUACAGACUUGUGUGUUGAGGUUUUUAAUUGAAGCACCAAAGAGAAGCCAACAACAGCGGUUCAUAAAUAUUUUGUCAAGUUUAAUUAUUGAAUUGGAGAAUUCAUUUCCAAUGUAUCCUGUGUCUUGUAUUUCGUAAUUUGGAUUAUAUUCAUUUUCAAACCAUUGCAUACAACGA
Messenger RNA from Nilaparvata lugens (brown planthopper), 977 nucleotides. RefSeq names its product DNA-directed RNA polymerases I, II, and III subunit RPABC1 (gene Rpb5). Gene Ontology annotation, cellular component: RNA polymerase I complex; RNA polymerase II, core complex; RNA polymerase III complex. The record is from RefSeq and is a predicted model, not a curated record. The transcript has 7 exons. The coding region runs from base 187 to 819 and encodes 210 amino acids. NCBI's taxonomy places the organism in Eukaryota, Metazoa, Arthropoda, Insecta, Hemiptera, Delphacidae. Gene Ontology annotation, molecular function: DNA binding; DNA-directed RNA polymerase activity. Gene Ontology annotation, biological process: DNA-templated transcription.